AAGCUGUUAGCAAGCCCCGCCCCCUCCAGUGAUAACGUAGUUACUGCGAGGAAUUACUUUUCCCAGCUGUCCAUCUCUUUCGUCACCCGCUGUUUCUCCGGUGCGUCGCCGAUGUCGAGAGUGGUCGCAGCACCCCGGCACAAAAUGGGGAUUUGAACCGAGCAGCGAGCUGCUGCCAGUUAGAGGAGAUCAUGCAACUGAAGCUAUGGCGAGCUUUCCUCCUCACGGCCGUCCUGUGCCAACCGGGAGUCUCCGACAAAUAUGGUUGUUUAUUUGAGAGAAGAUUGUGCACAAGGGAACAGUUCUGCUCAGAUGAUGGGCUGUUUGGUCAGUGUCGUAUCUCCAAGCAGGAUCAGGUCCAGUACCAGGUAUCAGUUCCUGUUCUGAAGCGGAUGCAAGAAGUCCUCAAGCAGCUCAUGCUACAAGGUCUUUCCUGGCAAGAUGACAUCACCCAGUACAUUGUGUCCAAGGAGCUUAAACGAGUUCCCCACACCACCCGCCCCUCCAAGCCCAAUUCCUCCUCUUCAUCCUCCACUUCCUUACAGUUCAAACAACCAAACCACCACCACAGUUCGAAGUCAGGACCCUCGCCUCCUGCAGACAGCUAUCUGGACUACAUGAUCGUUGAGCCUCCUCAAUCCCCGCUACACAUGCAGACUGCCUCCAUGGACCCAUACGCAUACCACCAGCACAGGUACCAAGAUGAGGCGGAGAGGUCCCUUCACCCUGUUGGAGGAGGACUUGGUUAUGCCCGCCCAGCCUCACGGUCCCAGGCCAAUAAGAGAGAGCGUGAACGUGACAGACAGCUGCUGCAGGAAGCCGUGUCUCUCUACCUGGCAUCUUCACAGCCCUCUUAUCGACACAGGGUGCCAGCUCCUAUGACUCCUGCAGCUAUCCCUUAUUAUGAGGAUUUGGAUCUGGGGUUGCCUGUGGACUAUGUGGGAGACUACGCCAUAGAGAGCAGACUUGGUACCACAGCCAGACAGCAGUCACUGCAGAAUAAGAAGGCUCCUCAGGACUACAGCUCCCUUUCUGGACUCAAUGACGGUUUGCUUCAGAGGAUGUCUGGAGUGUUGGAGAGGUACGGCGUGGACCCCAGAGAACUCAGUCCACCAGAGCUUUACAAGCUGGCUCUCAUCCUGCAAAUGACACAGACUGAGGAAAAUACAGGCCCAUAUGAGAAAGAUCUCGUCACUCUCAAGGAAACCCAGAUGUUGAAAACAGACCGAGUGUCUGGUAAGCCAGAGAAGACUGCCCCCAGCACUCUCCCUGUCCCCUCCUCUGCCCCGGCCACAGCACCAUCUCCUCCCAAAACCUCUAGCCUACCUACAUCUGCCCCCCAGCCUCCGCAGGCCACCCCUGCAGAGGCUGGUGAAGGCUUGAAGGACCAAGGGCUGCCGCCAGAUGAAGGUAUUGGAGCCAAAGAGGAGUACGGCUACAUAGUCACAAACCAGAGUCAAUUGACUCUGUAUGAUGGAGUGAAGCUGUUGGAACUACUGGCUGAUAAAAUACACCUGACCACCAGUAGCUUCAUCAACAUUAGCGUGGUAGGUCCUGCUCUGACAUUCCGUAUCCGCCUGAAUGAACAGAAUAUGACUGCAGCAGAGGUGGCUGCUAAAGCUGUAUCUGAGAAGACCUUCCUGGAGUCAGAGACAGGCCUGAAGAUUGUGCAGACCGGUGUCGGAGAGAGGACCGAUCUAAGGGGUCUCCCUCAGGUCACCAGAGUCUCUCAGGGGUCCAGCGGGACUGUUAUCACCCUUGUUUCCAUGGCAGUUGUAGGAGGACUGCUGGUAUUGGCUAUGGCCAUCGCCUGCCUCAGGCACCAGGCUCAGCAGCUGGCCAAUGGCAAGCUUGGUCUGGGGCCGGAGGGAGGGGCAGAGACGCACUUUGACUACCAGGAGCUGUGUCGGCAGCACAUGGCAUCCAAAUCAUCCCUGUCCCGUCAGGACUGCGUUGGGGGCGCUAUGGUGGGCUCAGCAAUAGCAGCGGGUGCCGGCGGUCGAAGGGGGACAGACACAUCCCGUGUCAGCAGCGUUUCCUCCCAGUUCAGCGAUGGUCCCCAGCAUAGCCCCUCCUCCACCCACAGCUCCACCCCUUCCUGGAGCGAAGAGCCCGCCCAGUCUAAUAUGGACAUAUCAACUGGUCACAUGAUACUGGCGUACAUGGAGGAUCACCUGCGCAAUAAGGACCGGCUGCAAAAAGAGUGGGAAGCACUGUGCUCCUACCAGGCUGAUCCCAGUUCAGUGGCUGUGGCUCAGAGCCAGAGCAACAUGGAUAAAAACAGACACGCCGAAUCUCUACCCUAUGAUCACUCUCGAGUAAAGCUGAAGACAGAACUAAACCCCAGAAAGGAAGACUACAUAAACGCAAGCAUCAUAAUUGAUCAUGACCCUCGCCUGCCAGCUUACAUCGCUACCCAGGGACCCUUACCUCAUACUAUUGCUGAUUUCUGGCAGAUGGUGUGGGAGAAUGGCUGCACAGUGAUUGUGAUGAUGACCGCUCUGGUGGAAGAUGGAGACAAGCAGUGUGAACGCUACUGGCCCGACGAGGGUUCCUCCCUCUACCACAUCUAUGAGGUUAACCUGGUGUCAGAGCACAUCUGGUGUAAGGACUUCCUGGUGCGUAGCUUCUACCUGAAGAAUGUCCAAACCCAGGAGACCAGAACCUUAACUCAGUUCCACCUGCUCAGCUGGCCUGCAGACGGUAUCCCAACCUCCACGCGGCCCCUGCUUGACUUCCGCCGGAAGGUGAAUAAGUGCUACAGAGGUCGUUCCUGCCCCAUCAUUGUUCAUUGCAGUGAUGGAACAAGCAGGACUGGCUCAUACAUCCUGAUUGACAUGGUGCUAAACCGUAUGGCUAAGGGGGUGAAGGAGAUUGAUAUUGCAGCCACUCUGGAACACAUCAGAGACCAAAGACCCGGCCUGGUCCGCACCAAGGACCAGUUUGAGUUUGCAUUAACAGCGGUGGCUGAGGAGGUAAAUGCCAUCCUGAAGGCCCUGCCACAGUGAGCUGUGAUGCUUGAGGGGACACACACACACACACACACACACACACAAACUCAUGAAACAUGUCUGUGAGGCCAUUCAUAUAAAUAGUAAUUAGUUCUGCACAACACGGGAACAGAACAAAUUGAACAUUCACUGCUGCUCCUUUUUUAGUCCCACAGAGAUUUCCAUCUUCCUCAUCUCAAAGUUUUACAGGAUUUUUUUUGGAGCGUUUUAGUUUUAUCCAAGUCAUCUAAUAACUUUUACGGCAGGUUGGAUGUAGCAACAGAAAAGAUGGAUUUCUUUUUAUUUGUGGCACAAAUCGUAUCUUAUUUGAAAAAAAGAAAUACGCCGGGUUCCUACCCUCAAUCAUUUUUCUUGUUUUAACAACCAUAUUUUCAACUCAGUACUGCAGAGAAUAAACAUGUAUUCUGUGACCUCUCUGAAUCCAGCCAGUGUCUAGCGAUCAACACAAACGUUAUUUUUGUAAGCCUGCACUAACUGCCCCUGUUAAGAGUAAGAGAUUAAGAUAUACUUUAUUAAUUCCCGUGGGGAAAUUCAUCCUCUGCAUUUAACCCAUCCCAACACACACUGUAGCUAGGAGCAGUGGGCCGCCGCCGUGCAACACCCGGGGACCAACUCCAGUUCUCCUUUCCAUUGCCUUGCUCAGGGGCACAGACAGGAGAAUUAACCCUAACAUGCAUGUCUUUUGAUGGUGGGAGGAAACCGGAGCACCUAGAGGAAACCCACACAGACAUGGUCAGAACAUGCAGACUCCACACAGAAAGGACUUGGGAUGGCCUGGGGUUCGAACCCAGGACCUUCUUGCUGUGAGACAACAGUGCUAACCACUGGGCCACUGUGCUGCUCCCUUUUAUCAGAAGGGACAUCAUAAAAGACAGAUUUAGACUGACAUUGGCUAAUGGGCAUUUUUUAGAUAUUACACCUGAAAUUGUUUCCAGAGAUAUGUCUAAAGUCAUGGACAUAAGCAAUAGUGCAGUGUCCUGCAAAUGACUGAGAGAGGAAGAGGAUUCAUGCAGCUAUUGUGACAGACAUUCCAACUUUCCGUUUCUUUCAUGCGCCUACCACUUCAAAUAAUAUUUAAUUACGUGUGUACAUUUCCAAAUGUUGUAUGCCAUAUGAAAAAAGAUAACCAUAAUACACAGUGAAGUUUACAUCCAGUCUAAUUUUGUGUAUGGUGGUGUUGUGUGGCCAUUAAUGAGCCACAGCAUACCCUCCUCCUUUGUUUUUGACAUGAGGCAGACUCCCGUUUGGGAGAAUUGUCUUGCACUUGACAACUUGAUUGUCUGCUUUGGUGUCAAUCUUAUUUGGCCUACACUGUACAGGGAAGACAUACUGUAGUGCACACCUUACUUACUCUUGCUGUUUUGCUUACGCACAUGCAUGCACACAUGCACACACACACACACACAAGUUCUGUCUUUUGGUGUCUUACUAAGUGCAAAAUUGUGAUCCAUGUAAAUAAUUCACCCUGAUGACCGUGUGUUUAUUUCAUGUGGCAGACCCGUAGAAAACAAUAAAAAUGUAUUUUUGACUUGACCUGAAUAAAUUUGUGAUGUGACG
This is a messenger RNA of Lampris incognitus (smalleye Pacific opah), 4568 nucleotides long. RefSeq names its product protein tyrosine phosphatase receptor type Na (gene ptprna). Gene Ontology annotation, cellular component: secretory granule. Lineage: Eukaryota; Metazoa; Chordata; Actinopteri; Lampriformes; Lampridae. The transcript is spliced from 25 exons. Gene Ontology annotation, biological process: protein dephosphorylation. Gene Ontology annotation, molecular function: protein tyrosine phosphatase activity. Bases 192 to 3008 code for a protein of 938 amino acids. The record is from RefSeq and is a predicted model, not a curated record.